UUCACAAACGCGCAGUCUGCUACCGAUCAUACACCAGUUAACAUCUCCUACUUAUUAAGCUGAUAUUAUAAAUUAAUUUAAUUUGUUUGUGUAUUUAAGAUAUAAAUAAAAAUAAUAAUAAUGGCUGAUGAAUGGGCGCUUAAACCAUAUUGGCGAUCAUCUAGCUUUAAUAUGCUUACAAUAUGUGUUGCUUUUUUAACAUUCAUUGUGGUUGUCAAUUUUAAUGGAGUGACUGCAGCAUCCGCAAAAGGACAAUCAUCUGCAGCAAAUGAUUUCUUCGCCUUGGAGAAUUCUCUUAUCAACCAGUCCCAACAGAUACUAUCAGCCAACAAUGCCAAGGAUCCAAUUGAAAAGUUGAGACUUCUUUGUUUCAGCCGCGGUGCAACUGGAAUCAUCGGAUUAGGAAGGACUUUCAGAAACAUGGACGAUGAUGGAAGCAAAGCCCUCAACUUGGAGGAGUUUAUCAGAGGCAUUCAUGAGACCGGUCUGGAUGUUACCGAUGCUGAGAUAAAGCAAAUGUUCUCAAAGUUCGACACAGACGGCAGUGGAUCCAUCAACAUGACAGAAUUCCUGGUUAAACUGAGGCCGGCCAUGUCACAAAGUCGCUUGGAUGUCAUUGACAAGGCAUUUGCUAAAAUGGACAAAACCGGUGAUGGUGUGAUCACAAUUGCUGACCUAAAGAAUGUCUACUCGGUCAAGGAACAUCCCAAAUACCAAAGCGGUGAAAUGACAGAAGAUCAGAUUUUAAGUAAAUUCUUGGAGAAUUUCGAAGGACCACAAGGCAAUAAGGAUGGAAUUGUAACCAAGGAGGAAUAUGUAAACUAUUAUUCAACAAUCAGUGCCUCUAUUGAUAAUGAUGAAUAUUUUGACCUUAUGAUGCGAAGGGCAUAUAAACUUUAAGUUAUAUAAUA
This is a messenger RNA of Episyrphus balteatus (marmalade hoverfly), 911 nucleotides long. Its product is annotated as calcyphosin-like protein. The record is from RefSeq and is a predicted model, not a curated record. The coding region runs from base 121 to 900 and encodes 259 amino acids. Gene Ontology annotation, molecular function: calcium ion binding. Lineage: Eukaryota; Metazoa; Arthropoda; Insecta; Diptera; Syrphidae. The transcript is spliced from 7 exons.